CGAGCAUUUGAAUAGUCAACUUCGUCAAUUUCAUAAUAUUCAUUUGGCUAGAUUUAACAAAUAUUCUACAACAAUUUUUCUUUUUUAUUAUCGUGGUUCGUUGUCACCUUUUUUUUCUUCACCGUUUUUGAAUUCUCCGUUUUUCCCUUUCCUUCCCUUCCCUUCCCUACCUCGAGUUUUGGGUAAAACGGGUGAAAACAGGUUCGACCUCGACACUCGCCGGUGCCUCGAACGCGCACACGUCGUCGUCUACGCGUUUUCCUCCUCCUUCUCCUCUUUUUCAUCAUCAUCCUCUACUACCACCACCACCACCAUUACCACUACUACCACUACUACUACUACUAAUAUUACCAGCACCAAGUCGACACCGACCGGAUUUGGUUGCAGUUGCUCUUCGAGCCGUGAGCAGGGCCGAUAUCUGCUCUAACUUACCUGGACAUACAAUAGUUUUGACAUUUGAAAAUUGCCGUUUGGGUUCCGUCCAAAAAGCAUCCUUGCUGGAACGUGCCAAUGUCGUCUGCUACCAUGCGAUUGGCGGAAGCAUGCAGCAGAAGCCACUGAGAGAACUCGGCCGAUUGUGCCUUGGUACAGAAGAACAAAGUAACGUCGUGACAGCUGAAAUAUGCACCGAGACACGAGGUGGACUUCCAUUAUUGCAGGUAUGGCCAAGCGAUUCACCAAGAUACGAGGCGGAUAGCCAGGAACAAGCAUUUGUUUUCCCAGAUGCUCAAGAAAACGUUAACGAUAGUGGAAUCGAAUCCAUCCAGGCAUCUCCAUCACCGUGUAAAGCAGCUUGCAAUAGUCCAGCAACGACACCACAGCAAUCUCGUCGAGCUAGUCUCUUACAUCCGGAUCAUGCGAGACUGCACUUGCAUCAUUUACAUCAUAAUCACCAUAACUUAGGAUCAAAGAGUCCUCCAACUCAAGAUAGAACUUCGAUCGAUGAAGACCCACCCUCGGUACCACCGAGCCCUUCUAGUACGACGACAAGUAGUCUCCGAUCGAUGCCGAGUUCAGCGAUCGCAUCGAUGCAUUCUCAAGACAGACGACGUAGUAGCAGAUAUAGCAUGUUCGAUGCUUUGGAUUUGGAAUAUGCUCUUUUAAGGGCUGCUGCUAGGGGUUCGGUAGGACCCUAUUCUCUUUCAGAAUCCCUACAUAAAUUGACGUUCACUCAAAGUCUUGCUUUUCCUGCCUUGGCACGUGGACUGGCUUCGAAACAAAGCGUACCCACAAGAAGACCUCAACAACAUGCUGAAAGUGGAUUAAACGUCUUCGCAAAGGUUGUUACAGCUCUCGUGCUGAUGUUGGUCAGCGUGUUGGUGUUCGGUGUUGUCUACAAAUUCGCCAGAACGUGAGGAUGGCUAUUGGUACCCGAUCGACAUCCUGGUUCUAAUCAGGACUUUAAUCAACCGGGUGCCAACGAGCCUUAUGACGAUAAUGCCUGAUCAAUUUUAAUGUCAAAAGUCUGCCAAAAAAAAAAAACCUCCUCUCUUUUAUCUUUUGCUUUUCUACUACUCUCUUUUUUCCUACUAAUUCGAAAAUUUAGCUUACAUUGUCAUAAAGAUUUUAGGCAAAACAAAUGAUUGGCAACUUUUGACAUGAAUUCGAGCAUUAAUCGUAUCCAAAAGGCCUUUUUAGGAAAUUAAAGUGAUACUUAUCGGUAUGACCGAUUUUCAAUCUUUCGUGCAAAACAACAAAUUCUAGUCGAUUAUAGAUAAGAGAUUUGUGGAUAUAAAUAAUAUCUUUCGUUAAGCAAUACGCGAGAUAUUCUCUCGGAAUUCAAUCAAACUGUUGGCGAGUAGUAAUAACAAAUAUUGUGAAAGAUUUUAGGAUCCUUGAAGAAAAUGAUUCGUGUCUUUGUUAAGGACAAUGCGUAUGCUCUAGUUUUUUUUUUGAUUUUAUCACGAUUCGGACUUUUGGAGAAACGUUGACUUUUGGAACAAUUACGUGAUAAUGAUUAUGAACAAAUGAUAAAAAAAGAACAAUUUAAAUAAUCUUCGUUGUUUUGGAGUGCCUUGCUCGUGCAUUUAAAAUAUGCACAAGUACAAGCAAAAUAUUAUCACAAUGAGGAUACGAUUCCAAAGGAAAUAAAAAAAAAGAAAAAGAAAUAAAAUUCUUAAAGU
Polistes canadensis is the source of this 2123-nucleotide messenger RNA. RefSeq lists its product as uncharacterized. The record is from RefSeq and is a predicted model, not a curated record. Lineage: Eukaryota; Metazoa; Arthropoda; Insecta; Hymenoptera; Vespidae. Bases 543 to 1355 code for a protein of 270 amino acids. The transcript is spliced from 4 exons.